Molecule: messenger RNA, 1002 nt
Organism: Lichtheimia ornata
Lineage: Eukaryota; Fungi; Mucoromycota; Mucoromycetes; Mucorales; Lichtheimiaceae
Exons: 6
Coding region: 1-1002 (333 amino acids)
Biological process (GO): regulation of gene expression
Cellular component (GO): nucleus
Source: RefSeq, a predicted model, not a curated record
AUGGCUGAAGACAAGUAUAAGACAAAGUACAAAGAACUCAAACGACGGAUCAGACAAAUCGAAGACGAGAACGAUGCACUGCAUAUAAGGAUCUACAAGGCACGAAAGAGCAUCAACAGGCUACGACUUGAACGAACCUUUCUCUUGGAGCGUAUGGAUAAGACACAGCAUGGUCGUGAUAGUGAACAUUCUGAUGGCGUAUCGGAUAUGCUUUCGCAUGAUGGAGACGUGAAUUUCCGCUACCAGCACCAUCCUCAUCAUCAUCAUCAUCAUCGUGGCAGACGUGGCCGAAUACCAGGAGAAAAGACGCCCAGAAAGAAGAAGGAUCCCAAUGCACCCAAAGGACCUGGCAAUGUCUUUUUCUUAUUUUGUCGUUUGGAGCGUGACAAGGUGAAGGAUGCUUUUCCUCAAGAAAGCUUGGGCGAUGUCACCAAACUAUUGGGUCAAAAAUGGAAAGGCUUGACACGAGAAGAAAAGCAGAAAUACUACGACAUGUACAAAAAGGAGAUGGAUGAAUAUGAAGUGGCUAUGAAAUCAUACAAUGAGGCAACAUCAUCAAGCAACAUCAACGCCAAUGCAACAUCCUCUGAACCUGUUGACAAUGAAGCUGAAGCUGUAGCUGCUGCUGCUGAAGAUGCUGCCGCUGCUGCAUUAGCCGGCGCAGAGAACUACUCCACAGUGUCUUCUCCUAUGCAAUCAUCAGCGAUGCCAUCCCCAGAACUUCAAAGUGAUCCAUUGAUGCCCCCUGAAGAUCAUGAUAUGGAUGAAGAGGAUGAGCCUGUACAACCACAACCACCUGCUGGAGGUCUUGCAUCAGUGGAUUCUUCAUUAUCACCACAACAACAGCAACAACAACAACAACAGCCUGCUACCUCCUCGAAUCAUACCAACAACAACAGCACCUCCAUGACUACAACAACACCUUCUACUGAAUCACAAGAUCCAUCAACGAAGCAAUCGCAUGAACCAUCCCCCAUGCAACAAGACGCAGGGUCUAUGUAG